UUGUCAAGUACCGAAACGGGAUAAAAAUGCAAAUUUUCCUGGUACUUUUGUUGCUCGGAUCCCGCUUGAUGCUGACCAGGAGUAGGCCCGGCUGUCUGGUGCAAGGAAACGACAGUGAUUCAGCGGAAGCGGAAUACGAAGGUAAUGACGACACGGCUGCUGAGGACUACCUUCGCGAAGACCAAGAAUCUACUAUGGACGAACACAAAAGUGGGAGACACGAGGAAGUAUUGAGGGAGCCCCAUGAACAAGCUGACUCAACUGACUCUGAAGUUGCCCCCGAUCGUCAAGAUAAAUAUAAAUAUGAAAUAUUUUCAGCAAACGAUUCGGGCUGCCGAAAAGGGAGACAACGUCACGGAACUACUGACUUUAAAAAUGAGAAUGAAAAAGACUAUUCAUCAGAAAAACAACGCCCAAGAAAUUCCCCACAAAUUGAAGAAGCUGGCAAUAAAGUUCGUAGUGAAAUCUAUUCUCGUUCCGAUAUCAACCAAAUGAAGCGACCACAGAGUGAUUCAUCCUUAAACGGGAGAUCCGCUAAUACCAAUCCUGAAUAUGGUGAAAUGCUGUUUGAAAUGAAACCCGCUCAAACAGACAGGCAAAAUAAUUUAGCUGAAGAAGCUGGUGCACAAUCUAGGAUGCUUAAACGAUAUAUGCAUUUGAAAAACCGGGAACAAGAAAGUGUAAACCCAUUAAAUUACGACAGAGACCGACGUCAUGCACAAAAUGUUGAAGAAAAACUAAUUACUGAUUCCACUCGCACGCCUAAUGAAAAAGAAGAGAUAAAUAUUACAAACGAAAGCAGUGAAAAUGCUAUUUUUAAAAAUAUUAAAAAACUUUCGGAACAGGACCUAGAAGAAUUACUGAAUUCUCUUCCCGAUGACAAAAAGGCACUUUUAAAGAAAAUAAUGGACAAGAGAGAAAUUACUAAAAAAGCUGGUGCGGUGGAUGAAAGCAACUAUUUGGAAGGAAGUCAAGCUGAUACUAGCAAACUAGAAGGAGGUUAUUCUGUUUACUGUAACACAGAAUCUUCCGUGACUUCUGAUACUCCUGAAACUAGUAAACAACCUGAAAAUAGUGAAAGUUUGAGCUCUAAAACUCCUGACAAUGAAAGUGGUUCAAAAGGCUCAGGGAGUAAAUCUGAAAUUAUAAAUAACUCUAAUAUGAAAAUCGAUGAACCAGUUAUCCUAAAAGAAAAUUCUAAUACGGGCUUAAAAAAUGACGCUAACAUUUAUUCCGAUGCCGAAGAAAUUUUUAAAAACGAAAAUAAACGUGAAACUAAUAAUAAAGACUUAACAAAUGAUAAAGCAUAUAUAGAUGAUUCGAAAAUCCAAGAUUAUCAAAUAGAAGGUAAAGACUCUCACGAGUUUUUGUUAAAUCAAGAGGACUUGAGUUCUGAAAAUGAGGACUGGCUGAAUGAGCCACAAGAAAGUAAUACUCAUGUUGAAACAGUUAAGAGAGCAAUUUCCGGAAAAGAUUCAUCAGCAAUACAGGAUAGUAUAAAAUCAUUAAAAGACUCAUUCCCUGCUUCAAAUACUUACGAGGACAAUAAUGUGGAAUUAGAAAUGGUUCCUUUAAAAAGAGUGAAAAGAACGGAAAAAGAACAUCAAAUAAAAAAAAGAGAUUUGUCAGUUUUAUCUCACGCUAAUGUGCAUUUUUCUCCAGAAGUUCAAAGUGAAAAUAGUGAAAAUGACGAGAAAACCGAAUUUGAAGAUUAUGGAGGAUUAGAUCGUGAAUCAAAUUUGGUAAGAAAUGAUCAGGAAGUAAAUUCAUACAAGGACGUUUUAGGAAACGGUGAAACACAAUACCGAUCCUCACAGUUUGGUAACAGAAAUUCCGUUCUAUAUCCAGCUAUUCUCUCUGAAACACAAAAGAAAAAUAAAGUGAGUCUCGGCUCGGAUACUGAUAGCAUACUUUCAGGAAUAGAAGGAGUUGACGAUAACUUAAUGUAUAACAGUGGAUUACGUGGAAAAAGAACUCUCGAAAGCUCUUAUAGUAAUGCUGAAAAAAUUAACCUGAACCGUAGUGGUCGUACAGCAGGACCAAUGAACGUCGACGUGGUGUCUGACAAUUCCAUUAAUGUUUCGAAAUACCAAGACGAUGGUUUUGGGCCGGUUGCAGUGAAUUCUGAAGAAGACGUAAAUAGGUUUAAAAGAAUAAGGCAAACUAAACAAGAUUCCCUAAAGUAAAGAUUGAA
Molecule: messenger RNA, 2194 nt
Organism: Pararge aegeria (speckled wood butterfly)
Lineage: Eukaryota; Metazoa; Arthropoda; Insecta; Lepidoptera; Nymphalidae
Product: protein starmaker-like
Exons: 4
Coding region: 27-2186 (719 amino acids)
Source: RefSeq, a predicted model, not a curated record